Messenger RNA from Diorhabda carinulata, 1070 nucleotides. Its product is annotated as pyridoxal phosphate phosphatase PHOSPHO2-like. The transcript is spliced from 2 exons. Gene Ontology annotation, molecular function: phosphatase activity. The record is from RefSeq and is a predicted model, not a curated record. NCBI's taxonomy places the organism in Eukaryota, Metazoa, Arthropoda, Insecta, Coleoptera, Chrysomelidae. The coding region runs from base 284 to 1015 and encodes 243 amino acids.
AUUCUGACUGUUGUUAGUAUAUAAUCUUAGGUAUUAGAUAAAUGUUAAAACGAACCUAAAGUCUAUGGUUCUGGGAUUAGCCAAAAAUUAUAACAUAAACAAUUUUACCAAAUAAAUGAAUGAAAAGUUAACAAAAACAAUGGACUAAAUUAUUAGGUAACCAUAUGGUAAAUUGCCAAUUACGUUUAGAUCAAUUACACAUAAAUGAAUAACACUAGCACCAUAUUUUAUCUGCAUAAAUUAUGUAUAUAAACAAAUAAUUACCUUCGUUCCGAAAUUGAAGAUGGAAAAAAAAUUAGCAGUAUUUGACUUUGACCAUACCAUUGUACAGGAUAAUUCUGAUGUGGUAGCAAUCAAUUUAAUUGAUCCCAAGAAAAUUCCCCCUGAAUUAAAAAAGUUACAUAAGUCUGAUGGAUGGACUUUGUUCAUGCAAGAAAUUUUUCAAUUAUUACAUAAAUACGAUAUUAAAGAGGAUAAAAUAAAAUCUGUAAUAGUAUCCUUAGAAGAAGUAGAAGGAAUGGGAAAUCUUAUUAGAAAAUUAAAAGAAUUGAACUUUGAUGUUAUAAUUAUCAGUGACUCAAACACAUAUUUUAUUAAUGCUUGGCUAGAAGCAAACAAUCUAAGCCAAUAUGUAUAUAAAGUGUUCAGUAAUCCUGCAUAUUUCAAUGAAUCAGGUGUUCUUAUAAUAAGCAUGUAUCACUUGCAAACAACAUGCAAUCUAAGUACCAAAAAUUUAUGCAAAGGACAAAUUAUGGAAGAUUUUAUCAAGGCACAAAAGGAUAAAGGUAUUUCUUAUGAAAAAAUAAUAUACUGCGGAGAUGGAAUGAAUGAUUAUUGCCCCAUUUUAAAAUUGAAUAAGACUGACUUGGCAUGUGUACGAAAAGGUUAUAAGUGUGUUGAACUUGUGAAAAAAUCAAAAGAUGGUUUUGAUGUGGAUGAAACUGGAAAUUGUAGAAUUGUUAAUGCAAAUUUAUGUAUAUGGUCUAAUGGUAAUGAUAUUUAUUCAUUGUUGUGAUAAACGGAAAUUUUUUAUAGUUGUAUAUUCCAAUAAAAAAGUUCUUUCUAUUUAA